Molecule: messenger RNA, 4111 nt
Organism: Thlaspi arvense
Lineage: Eukaryota; Viridiplantae; Streptophyta; Magnoliopsida; Brassicales; Brassicaceae
Source: the annotation of a GenBank genome assembly
GUAACCUAUAAAAAUGUACAUUGAACAUGUACACUUUACACAAUUCAUUAAACAAACAACAUGUAUGUAACAAGGCCUUUAUCGGAGUACCGGAAAAACCCGUCGGAACUCAAGAAGCCUCCACCGGAAGGUCCAAAUUCCGGCGUGUUAGUGAUUCAAGACGAAGAAUCGUUGACCACUUGUUGCUUUGGUUUAUGCUACGAAGUUUUCCUCAGAGGGUUACCGUUUCCACAGAACGCAGCGUUGACCGUUAGACGCGACGACGGUGGACAGAACAAUACUGUUCAUCGUGAUCCGGCUGUGUUCAUACCUGUUCUUGGUCUACCUCUAUCUUCUAACCGCUAUUACACAUAUGAACGGUGCGGACAUUAUUCAAGAGAAUCAUCAACUAGUGAUGAAAAAGAGGUGGAGAGAGUCACAUGCUGCUUCUGUAUUAGAUUCAACCAUGUUCAUAUGUAUAAGAAGCCACAACCAGAUCCUUAUGACAUUCACCGACAAGUCGUGAUCACAACCACCUCAUCACCUUCUCGUUCUUACUAUCACGCGAAGCCCAUUGCUCCUAAUGCUUUACUUCCUGCAUUCCUUAUGAGGCAAGGCUGGACAAUUGAAAACUCGACUUCAACCCUACAAGACUUUGGUCUCAUAGAUGACGCAAAGGGUCUUAACGUAGAGCUUCGUUCUAAGCUCCCCGGUCUUGAUAUGAGCGCUGUUGUAGGGAAAUGGUAUGUCCCUUUCUUAUUCGUGAAGGAAGGAGACAUAAUAGAUCAAGUAAAGAGAUCAAUGUAUUACAACAUGACGCUUCAUCAAAGAUGGGAAGAGGUUUUCUACUACGAGAAUGUUCACAAUGAAGAUUGUGUUGAUGUUGUCGUUGAUGUUGAUAUUGAAGUUGAAGUGAUCAACGUUGAGGGACAAAAGGUAGAUAUCGAGACAACAAGGGUGGAUGCUAAAGGGAUUGUUUGGUUUCAAGUUUUAGAUCAAGAAGGAAAAGACAAGAAAAUAGGUUUAAGGUCUAUGAUCGUGGAGAGGAUCCACAGCGACGAGGAGAGUUUUGGGUGGAAGAAGAUUGACGGAAACCAAGUGAAGGGCGUUGAUGCCUAUUGCUUAGAAUCAUGUGAAUUUCGUUUGAGUAGAGUGAUUGAAGCGUUAAGUGUGGACAGAAUCUUCAUGAUACAGAGUAGUGUCAUGAUACAGAGAGGCAAAGACUUUGUUUAUACUAUUUUAGAGACACUUGAGGAGGUGACGUUAGGAUAUGGCCAAGAUCAUUGUGGAGAUUGGAAGUACCAGAGGAAGCCAUCAGAGCUAACACAGCCUCCUCCUGAUGGUCCAAGCUCUGGAAUUUUGGUAAUCCAUGACCAAGCACCGAUACUGACUACGCGUUGCUUUGGCUCGUAUGUGGUCGUGGACUCUUCUGUAAGUGGUUUGCCAUUUCCGCAAAACUUUAAGCUAGCGGUCAGCUUCAAUAGCGGAGGAGAUGACAGUACUCGUGACCCAAUUGUGUUCAUUCCUGUUCUUGACAAGCCUCUAUCUUCAAACUGUUACUACGCUAUUAGACGACGCGGGAAGCAUUCAGGAGAAGCGUCUGCUAGUGCGAAAGAGGAGGAUUUAGUCUCGUGGUGUUGUUGUAUUACACAGGUUCGUGAAGCUAAACCAAGACAGCUAGAUCCUUAUGACACAUACCAACAAUUCGAGAUCCAUCAAAAGAAACCAUCCUCGCGUUAUUACCACGCAACAUCUGUUGCUCCUGACGGGGUCCCACCAAUGUUCCUUAAGAAAAAAGAGUGGUCGGUUGAAUACUCGAGAUCCCAAGAAUUUGAACUGAGAGAUGAUGCAAAAGGACUCAACACAGAGCUUCGUUCCGAGCUUCCCGCACUUGGUACGAGAAUUGUGGUUGGGAAGUGGUAUGUCCCUUUCGUAUUCGUGAAAGAAAGAGACCCCAAGGAUCAGAUCAAGACAUCGAUGUAUUACAGCAUGACUCUUGAACAAAGAUGGGAAGAGGUUUUCUCUUGUGAGAAUGAUAAAAGCGAAGACUUUGAUGUUGUAGUUGAUGUAGAAGUAAAAGAUGAAGCUGUUAAGCUUGAGGGACAAGAAAUGGGAAGAGGUGUGGAUGCAAAUGGGUUUGUCUGGUUUGGGGUUGGAGACAAGAAGGUCGGUUUAGGAUCACUGGUUGUUGAGAGGAUGAAAUGGGUUGAAGAGAGAUUCGGCUGGACAGGCAAAGGCGACCAAAAGAUGGCAGUUAAGAGAUUGGAGAAACCAAAAGAUGGUAGCUUUUGGAAGAGUUAUCAUUGUUAUGUUCUGAUAGAGAGCUUUGUAUUGAAGAGAAGGGAUGAGAGCUUGGUCAUAACGUAUGAGUUUAGACACGUCGAUAAGGUCAAGAACAAAUGGGAUUAAUCUUAUUCGCGCAAGGAUUCCGAAAAAGCUUUCUUAAUCUCAAUGAUGUGAACUUCCAUUGGUCAGUGUGAUUUUAUCUACAACCAAUUUUAAAUUUGGUUUUGCUGUUGAUUGUCUUUUGAUAUUAUCUUCAACCCUUUUCGGGUAAAAAAAUAAUAAAAUAUUGCGUUUUCUUUGUCUUCUUUAGAACUCAUCCACAGGAGAUUCUGACAAAUGUUAAGUCAAACUUCAGAAUGGGUCAAAGAUUUCAGAUUAAAUUUAUAAACAAUAUAGCUUGGUUAACUUCGUUGCACGUUCUUAUGAACCUUUAUUUAUAUAAACGAUGACAGGUUAGAUCUUGAGUGACAGAGAAUCAAGGAGAGAUGUAUGUUACUAAGCGUUUGUCUGAAUACCAGAGAAACCCGUCGGAGCUGACAUUGGAAGCAGAAGGUCCAAACUCCGGCGUGUUGGUGAUUCAGGACGAAGAAUCACAGCCUGUAUGCUGCUUUGGCAAAUGCUUUGCCUGCGAUCUCAAUGGUUUGCCGUUUCCUCAGAACGCAAAGGUCACCGUCAAGUACCAAAUCGGAUCCGGAGAUGACAGAAUUGUUCUGCUUGACUCGGUCGCUUUCAUUCCGGUUCUUCGUCAACCUCCUUCCUCCAAUCUUUACUACGUUAUAAGGCGAAGCGGGAAACACACAGGAGAAGCAUGCGUUAGUGCGAAAGAAACGGACAGAGUUCCUUGUUGCCUUUGCUUUUCAUAUGUCUCCAACGCUAAGCCAAGGCCUCUAGAUCCUUUCGACAUAUACCAACAGUUUGAGAUCCACCAAAGAGGAUCAUCAACCCGUAAAUUCUUCGCUACAUCUGUUGCUUCAGACGGGAUACCACCUCGGUUCCUGAGGAGAAAAGGUUGGACAGUUCCUUUCUCUGCUUCCCAAGAUUUUGGUCUGGUUGAUGAUGCAAAGGGCGUAGUAGACGCAAAGCUUCGUCAUGAGCUUCCUGAUUUAGGUAAGAGCGUUGUAGCUGGGAAAUGGUAUGUUCCGUUCUUGUUUGUGAAAGAAGGAGAUGCAAAAGAUCAGAUGAAGAGAUCGAUGUAUUACAGCAUGACCCUUCACCAGAGCUUUGAAGAGGUUUUCUGCUGCGAAAACGUUGAUAGUAAACAGUUUGAGGCUGUAGUUGAUGUGGAGGUAGAAACAGAAGUGGUUAAACUUGAAGGAGAGAAGGUUGCAAGGGAGACAAAAGGUGUGGAUUCAGAUGGAGUUAUCUGGUUUAGUGGCUCAGGGACUGAGGAGAAGAUAGGUCUUGGGUCUGUGGUCUUGGAGCGGAUGAAAUGGGAAGAGGAGAGGUUUGGGUGGUCGAAGAAAGACGACCAGAUGAGGUAUAGCAUUAAGAGAUCAGAGAGGUUCCAAGGCGGUUCAUCAAAUCGGAAGAGUUAUAAAUGUUAUGUAUUGGUGGAGAGAUUUGAGUUGAAGAGAAUGGAUGAGAGUUUGGUGUUGACAUUUGAGUUUAGACAUGUUGAUAAGUUGAAGAGCAAGUGGGAUUGAGUUUAUAUCAGCAUAUUUGUGUGUCAUGCAUUUGGUUUGGUUUAAUAAUUUUGGGAAAUAUGUUUAAAGCAAGUUUCAUGUAAACUACAAAUGAAAGUCAUUUUAUGUAUAAACAUCAUUUAAUUAAUCUGUAAUUGGUUGCUUGAUAAUCUCCAUGAUGUUUCGUUUAUAUCUUAGCAAAGCAAAGGUCAUUACUUUGAGAA